GGGUGAAAAAUGGCGUUGUUUGAGAUGCGAGCCUACUCCAGUAUAAAGGGAACCUUCUCCGUACUUCUUCUCUUUCUGCUUUUCGUUCUAGUUCUUCCCAUCAUUUAAAGUUUCUUCCUUCCUUCCUUCACCGUUUUCUCUUCUCUCAUCUUCUUCUUCUUCUUCUUCUUCUUGAGGUAUUCAAAGACUUCAUCUUUUAGUUCAAAACUAAAAGAUAAACUUGUUUUCUAUUAAGGGUCUUCGUUCUUUUGUGAUUUUAUCUGGUGGGGUAAUGCUUGAAUCGGUUCCACAAUGCAAUCUUGAUGAUUUAGGGAUCGGUUAGUUUUGUGGGGUCAUUACCAUUUGAAAGUUUCGUGCUUUUCUUGCAGGGUCUGGGGAAAAUUUCUUGUUCUUUGUUGUGAUAUUUGAAACAUUGUGUCGUUGUUCUAAUUGCUGUUUUGGUAGGAAUUCGGUGUAAAUAGUGCUAGAUUGGUGAGUCCUAGAUUUUCGUGUCGCAUCUCCUCCUUUGAUAUUAUUUGAUUCCCAGGAGGAUUUGCAAUCGCCAAAAAGGAAGAGAAAAAAAAAAAAAGAUAAAACAAAAAACAAAAUAAUUUAUUAUUUGAUGUAUACAAUCCCAGUCACCACCCCCCCAAUUUUAGUGUGGGUUUUACCAAUACUCUUCACUUGAUUUUUUUAUUUUUAGACAAUUUUAGUGAUCAGUAUUCUGGUGCCAAAGGGUAGAUUUUUGUUUUUGUUUUUGGUUUCUUCUGGCUGAGUUAUCUGUUGGGUGGUCAUUGCAUCUUAUAUGGGAAUACCUGAUAGUUUACCACUAGAUCUAAUAAAAAAGGUUAAGUCUUGGAUUUCUUGGGGAGGAAGUGAUUUGCGUUGUUUGUCUGACAAACUUGAUAUGCUCAAUAGUGGCUGCAAAAUGUGUUGUGAGUGUAACAAAAAUUUCAAUGAAAUGACUCAGUACAAAUACAAUUGUAAAAGCUGUGGCUGUUGGUUGUGUGUGAAAUGUGUCCGAGUUUGUGAUCUCCAAAAUCUUGAAUCUGACAACACUAGAUUAAGGGAAACCAUCCCUUCUUGCAAGUUCUGUUUAGAGGGUCCGAGGAAAUGUAGUGAGAAAGUUCAUCCUUCAGCCUCUCCACUAGAGAGUCCAAGACAAAGUCCUGAGCCCCCUUCACCUUGUUUUAGUGUUGAAAGUGAAAGAAUCAGUUCUCCACCUAUAACUGAAUUGAAUCAGGGAAGCCACUUUGAACGCUAUUUUGAUUACCAAGAUUAUGGAUAUUAUCCUUAUUCCUUGAUCAACAGAAGUAUGGCCUCGUCUGGUACUCACCCUUCUUCAGUAUCUACUGAUCCAUCUAUCUUAAGGAGCGAUGAAGAAGGGACUGAGGAUAUUGAGAAGCACUCUCUCAGCCCAUCACGUACAUAUUGUGAUAAUUGUUCAGAUAUAGAUUCAAUUAGCGUUAGUGCUAGUCAUAACAUUUACAACUAUAAUUCUGUGGGAUCAAGCCCUUCAGAGAGCCCCUCUAGGAUUAGUUUUACUUCUAGUAGGGCUGGGCUUCAUGUACAGAAGGGGCAGGAGAAAAGCCUCAUCUCUCAGUCUGAUGAUCCCUUUGGUCAACAAAGUGUGGCUGUUUUAAGAAAGCCUGAACAAGGGACCGAGGAUGCAGAAAAUACUGCUUAUUUUUCUGAUGACUUGUCAAUUUUCCGGAACCAGAAUGAGAAUUCACAGAGGCCAUUGGAUUUUGAGAACAAUGGCCUUAUUUGGUUCCCCCCACCACCUGAUGAUGAAAAUGAUGAUGCAGAAGGUAAUUUCCUUGCAUAUGAUGAUGAGGAUGAUGAUAUUGGUGACUCAGGUGCCAUGUUCUCAUCCAGUAGCAGUCUAUCUAAUAUAUUUCGUGCAAGGGAGAAACAUAAUGAGGGAAACAAGGAACCUUUGAAAGCUACCAUACAGGGGUAUUUUAGAGCUCUUGUUUCGCAGCUUUUUCAAGAUGCAGGAAUUAAAGUUGGUAAGGAAAAUGAUUCUGAGGACUGGUUUGACAUAGUUACAACAAUAGCAUGGCAGGCUGGUAACUUUGUGAGACCAGAUACUAGCAAAGGUGACAGUAUGGAUCCUGGUGAUUAUGUAAAGGUAAAAUGUAUAGCAUCUGGAAGCCCAAGUGAGAGCACCCUUAUCAAAGGAGUAGUUUGUACAAAAAAUAUUACGCAUAAGCGCAUGAUGUCUCAAUACGAAAAGCCUAGGUUACUCCUUUUAGGAGGAGCACUGGAAUAUCAGAAAGCUCCAAAUCAACUAGCUUCUAUUGAUAAAUUGUUGCAGCAGGAAAAUGAACAUUUGAAGAUGAUAAUUUCAAAAAUUGAGGCUCUUCGACCAAAUGUUUUACUGGUAGAAAAAAGUGUAGCUUCAUUUGCCCAGACAUAUUUGCUGGAAAAGGAAAUCUCCUUGGUGUUGAAUGUUAAAAGGCCUUUGUUAGAGCGUAUAGCUCGCUGCACUGGUGCUCUUAUCAUUUCAUCAGUGGAUAAUUUAUCAAAAGCACGAUUGGGGCACUGUGAAAUGUUCCGAUUAGACAGAAUGGUGGAAGAGCAUGAGACUGCUAAUCAUUUCAACAAGAAGCCAUCUAAAACGUUAAUGUUUUUUGAAGGUUGUCCGCGGCGUUUGAGUUGCACGGUCUUACUGAAGGGCAAAUGCCACGCAGAACUAAAGAAAAUCAAAGAGGUCAUGCAGUAUGCAGUUUUUGCAGCCUAUCAUUUAUCGCAUGAGACAUCAUUCCUUGCGGAUGAGGGUGCUACCCUACCUAAAAUGAUAGUAAAAGACUCAACUGACAUGCCAAUUAGUGCAAGAGCUGAUGCUGAUAUUUGUAUGACAUCUAACACCCUUCCGUCAACCAUGUGCCAAUCAGAGGCUGAUGAUGCUUCUAAAGUGGAGGACUUUGUUGGUCAUGAUUUAAAGCAUGAAAAUUUGGGAUCAGCAUCAGAAAAUUUUGAUGACCUAAGUGUUGAGAAUGUACCCUCUGAUUCAUAUUAUAGCAAUAUAACUUCUAAUUUGACUGUAGAAUCAGAUUAUUUGCAUCAGUGUAAUGAAUCAGCAGGGGGCACUAUAUCUAGUACGAGAGACCUUUUGCAAGCAGAUUUACAAGAAACCACAGUCCAAGAGGGGGAGUGUGGUGAAGUUGCUGACUCAACAAAAGACAAGAUUAGCGAGGAUGAGUUUUCUGGUAAAUACUUUUCUGCCACUGAUGGUCAUCCGAGCAUAUUGGUGUACUUUUCCAGUCAUUGUGUAUCGAAAGGAAGUGUAUGUGAACGCACUAGGUUGCUGCGCAUAAAAUUCUAUAGCUCUUUUGAUAAGCCACUUGGGAGAUAUCUUCGGAAUGAUCUGUUUGGUCAGACAUCUUGCUGUCAGUCUUGUAAAGAGCCACCAGAGGCUCAUGUCCUUUGUUUUACACACUUGCAAGGAAAUCUUACAGUCAAUGUUAGGCGCCUUCCCUCUGUGAAGCUACCAGGGGAAAGCGAUGGCAAGAUUUGGAUGUGGCACCGGUGUCUGAAGUGUCCUCUUGUGGAUGGAGUUCCAUCAGCAACUCGGAGAGUUGUUAUGUCGGAUGCUGCCUGGGGAUUGUCUUUUGGAAAGUUCUUGGAACUUAGCUUUUCAAACCAUGCAACUGCAAAUCGAGUUGCAACCUGUGGACAUUCUUUGCAGAGGGAUUGCCUCCGUUUUUAUGGGUUUGGGAACAUGGUUGCUUUCUUCCGGUAUUCCCUUAUUGAUAUUCUUUCUGUCCAUCUUCCUCCAUCUAUGCUGGAAUUUGGCCACAUCCAACAGGAGUGGAUUAGAAAGGAGGCAGGAGAGCUUUUUAGUAAAGUGGAAACCUUGUAUGUGGAGAUAUCAGAUGUGCUUGAACGCUUUGAAAAAAAGAUUGUAUCUCCUGGUAUUGGAAAUGAGCUGUCAGAUACCUCUGACAUUUAUAUCCACAUAACAGAUCUGAAAGAUAUGCUUCGAAGAGGAAGAACUGAUUAUCAUCGUUUGUUAAAAUCAGCCACAGAGACCCCACAACCACAGAAGAUGGCUUUAGACAUUCUGGAACUAAAUCGCUUGAGACUUUCACUUCUAAUUUGUUCACAUGUUUGGGAUAACCGGCUAUGCUCAUUGGACUCUUUUAGUAAAAGAUGCUUAAGUUCCAAGUUUAAAGAAGAAAAAGAAUUAGGUACGGAUGUUAAAGAAUUAAGUGUUGACUCAUUUCAUAAGGAUCAGAAUCUUGACUGUGGGCUUGAGCAAAAUUAUUCUCAGCCUUCAAAAUUGGACGAGUCUCAUGAAAGUCAUAUGCGUGCAGAGCCGGAUGACCCACUUGAACCUUGUGCUUCUGAAGCAUUUACAUGUCAUCUUGAUGGAGAGGAAGUACAUUCAAGUGGUGAAUUUGUUGCCAACCAAACAGUAUCUGAGGAAUCCAAUCUUUCUGAGAAAAUAGAUUCUGCAUGGACCGGAACUGAUCAACCUCCGUUGAAUGUUGAACCACUUCAUAAAUUUCAAACCAAUGUUAGUGGUAAUUCUCCUUUGAGAAUGUUGACACAACCAAUGAGAGUUCAUUCUUUUGAUUCAGCAUUAAGAGUUCAGGAAAGAAUUAGGGAGGUCUUGCCCUCGUUUUUGACACUUAAAUCUUUUCAUGCUUCUGGAGAUUACAGGAAUAUGGUUAGAGACCAUGUACCUAAUUUGCAAACUCACUUUGAAAUGUUUCCAUGGGAGGUACAAAAUCUAAAUCUGAUUCUGGGAUCCACGCCAUCGUUCAUUUCCUCCGUGCCUCGCAUAGCUGAAGGUGCUCGGUUGCUGCUUCCCCAAAACCGUCAGAGUGAUAGAGUCAUUGCUGUUUAUGACAAUGAUUUCUGUAGCAUAAUUUCAUAUGCCCUUAGUUCCAAGAAAUACGAAGAUUGGGUUUCUGGGAAGUCAGAACUACAUGAAGGGGGCUGGAGAGAGAGAAACAAAGAAGAUUUAGGCACGUCAAGCUUUUCGGCGUGGGGUGCUCUGGACUUGGAUUUUAUCAAUUAUGUUAGUUAUAGAUCUGAAGAUGCUACACCUUCUAUUGGUUCUCUUCUUAGUAGGGACUCCAAAAAAUCUUUACACUUACAAAUUUCUUUUGGAGAUGAUUCUUUGGGUGCUGGAGGUAAAGUGAAUUUUUCUGUCACUUGCUAUUUUGCAAAGCAGUUUGAAUCACUUAGAAGAAAGUGCUGUCCCCAUGAAGUCGAUUUUGUGCGAUCCUUGAGCCGUGGCCAGAGAUGGAGCGCACAAGGAGGCAAAAGUAAUGUGUAUUUUGCCAAGUCAUGGGAUGAGAGGUUUAUUAUUAAACAAGUGACUAGGACAGAAUUGGAUUCCUUUGAAGAAUUUGCACCUCAGUAUUUCACAUACCUGAUGGAUUCCUUGAACUCAGGAGGCCCAACUUGCCUUGCCAAAAUUCUUGGUAUAUAUCAGGUGAAUAUCAAAUACCCAAAAGGUGGAAAGGAGACAAAAGUUGACCUGAUGGUAAUGGAGAAUCUCUUUUAUAACAGAAAAAUAUCCAGGAUAUAUGAUCUCAAGGGCUCAGAAAGAUCUAGGUACAAUGCGGAUACAACAGGGACAAACAAAGUAAUGUUAGACCUGAAUUUGUUAGAAACUUUGAGGACAAAACCUAUAUUCCUUGGGAGUAGGGCUAAGAGAAGACUCGAGAGAGCUGUUUGGAAUGACACAUCCUUUUUGGCGUCUGUUGAUGUAAUGGAUUAUUCAUUGCUGGUGGGGGUGGAUGAUGAGCGCAAGGAGCUUGUUUUGGGGAUCAUUGAUUACAUGAGACAAUACACCUGGGACAAGCAUUUGGAGACAUGGGUUAAGCAAUCUGGGAUACUUGGGGGUCCUAAAAAUGCUGCCCCAACAAUUAUUUCUCCUAAACAAUACAAGAAAAGGUUCAGGAAGGCUAUGACAACCUACUUUCUCACCUUACCUGAUAAGUGGUCAUCCUGAAAUUUUUAUAAUUGUAUUCUUUUCUCAACAUUCUGUGGCAAGGAAAGCCCUUCAUAAUAGUUGCCUAUCCAUGUUGGAUAGUCCUUGGAUAUUUUGGAUACAACUAGUUGUAUUUUACUUCUAAAAAGAAAAAUUAUA
Molecule: messenger RNA, 6091 nt
Organism: Gastrolobium bilobum
Lineage: Eukaryota; Viridiplantae; Streptophyta; Magnoliopsida; Fabales; Fabaceae
Product: putative 1-phosphatidylinositol-3-phosphate 5-kinase FAB1C
Exons: 11
Coding region: 785-5953 (1722 amino acids)
Biological process (GO): phosphatidylinositol phosphate biosynthetic process
Cellular component (GO): endosome membrane
Molecular function (GO): ATP binding; 1-phosphatidylinositol-3-phosphate 5-kinase activity
Source: RefSeq, a predicted model, not a curated record